AAGCUGAAAGCGCCGAUCAAUUUAACCAAUUAUAAUAUUACACGUGUUCUUGGGAAGAGCCGCUCCCGUUCCCUCCACCUCGAAAGCAUCUCAUAUCUGCUUUCGUCUCUCUAACUAUUCACCUCCGCUAGACUUUUUCCUCUUUUUGGUGCAAUCUGCUCCAGGAUUCAGAGACUCGGAAGAGUUUAAACCGACUUCAUUCUCUGUUUCACCGGUCUCCAUGGAGUGUCUAGGUCGAAUGCGUGCUGCCGGUCUCUCUCUGCCAUUCUGCGCUUGGAAAUGCCAGAGGCGACUUGCUGCGGGCGAGCGGUGGCCGCUGCUUCGGCAGAGAAAACGCUCGAUUCGGCUUCUUCCUCCAUUUCGAGCCAGCGGGGCGAUGACGGAGGUGAAGGGAGUGGAGGAAUUUGCUGACGAGGAGGAUUACAUUAAGGCCGGUGGAAGUGAACGUUUCUUUGUCCAAAUGCAGGAGCGGAAGCCAAUGGAAAAGCAAAGCAAAAUCGCUGACAAAUUGCCAAUGAUUUCUUCCAGCGAUCCUUUGCUGGAGUUGAUCGUGGUCGGGUGUGGUCCAGCUGGUAUGUCGUUGGCCACAGAGGCGGCUAAGAGUGGAUUGAGAGUAGGCCUUAUUGGACCUGACCUUCCAUUUACAAAUAACUAUGGCGUAUGGGAGGACGAGUUUAAAGGCCUUGGACUGGAAGGUUGUAUUGAGCAUGUUUGGCAAGAUACCAUAGCAUAUCUUGAUAGCAACGAUCCAAUUCUGAUAGGCCGUGCAUAUGGUAGAGUUAGCAGGCACUUGUUGCAUGCUGAGUUGUUGAGAAGGUGUCAGGAAACUGGUGUUAGAUUUCUUGACUCAAAAGUGGAAAAGAUUAUUGAAGCAAGUGAUGGUUCGAGUGUUGUUGUCUGUGAAGGUGACCUCAUGAUUCCUUGCAGGCUUGCCACUGUUGCAUCUGGAGCUGCUUCAGGGAAACUUCUCCAAUAUGAGGUAGGGGGUCCUCGUGUGUCUGUGCAAACAGCUUAUGGAGUGGAAGCUGAGGUGGGAAAUAAUCCGUAUGAUCCGAGAACAAUGGUUUUCAUGGACUACCGUGACCACGUGAAAGGAAAUAUGACUUCUUCUGAUGAAGAAUAUCCAACUUUUCUUUAUGUCAUGCCCAUGUCAUCCACAAGAGUCUUUUUUGAGGAAACUUGCUUGGCUUCAAGAAACGCCAUGCCUUUUGAUCUUCUUAAAAGUAAGCUAAUGUCCCGCUUGGAUGCUAUGGGUGUUCGCAUAUUGAAAAUAUAUGAAGAGGAAUGGUCUUAUAUACCUGUUGGUGGAUCCUUGCCAAGCACAGAACAGAAGAACCUUGCAUUUGGUGCUGCAGCCAGCAUGGUGCAUCCAGCCACAGGAUAUUCAAUUGUCCGCUCCCUGUCUGAGGCUCCAAAGUAUGCUUCAGUGAUUACAAAUAUAUUGAAGAGAAAUGCUUAUUCCAGACAAAUUAAAAUCAAAGGAAAUGUUUAUAAUCCUUCUGCUCUAGCAUGGAGAACUCUUUGGCCACAAGAAAGGAAACGGCAAAGAGCAUUCUUUCUUUUUGGAUUAGCUUUAAUAUUGCAGCUUGAUAUCGACGGAAUUAGAAUAUUUUUUCAGACUUUCUUUCGCUUACCUGAUUGGAUGUGGCAGGGUUUUUUGGGUUCCACACUUUCUUCGGUGGAUCUUAUAUGGUUUUCCUUCUACAUGUUCGCAAUUGCACCAAACAGCUUAAGAAUGUGUCUCAUCAGACAUCUCCUCUUAGAUCCAACCGGCUCAAUAAUGAUUAGGGAAUACCUUACCUUGUAAAUUUUAAUGCAAUUUUUUUCAGCUUUCUAUGGGAAUCAUCCUUCUUUUUUUGAUAGCUUAGUUAUUUUUUAUUGUGCUUCCCUUCAUAAUUGUACAUAAUCAUCAAAAUUAAGAACAUUCAAUAUGUGCAUAUUUUGAAAAAUAAACAUGGUUGUUGGAAAUUGGAUUUACUCUGAUGUUUGGAAAA
Dendrobium catenatum is the source of this 1994-nucleotide messenger RNA. Its product is annotated as lycopene epsilon cyclase, chloroplastic. NCBI's taxonomy places the organism in Eukaryota, Viridiplantae, Streptophyta, Magnoliopsida, Asparagales, Orchidaceae. Gene Ontology annotation, molecular function: oxidoreductase activity, acting on paired donors, with incorporation or reduction of molecular oxygen. The record is from RefSeq and is a predicted model, not a curated record. The coding region runs from base 221 to 1807 and encodes 528 amino acids. Gene Ontology annotation, biological process: carotenoid biosynthetic process. The transcript is spliced from 11 exons.